AUGGAGCGAAUACGUCGUUAUCUCGAGCGUGCUGCUGUCGACGUCGGCAUACGUUCUUUGGGCAACGUCGAAUUCGAGGGAGUAGCACGAUUCAGCGACACCAAAUCGAUUGGCAGCCUAAGUCAGCAUUUAUUCGAGAGUGACGAGGACGAGAGGUAUUACGGGACGUGCAAUGGUUACGCGUCGCAACCAGGAAGCAAAUCGAACCUGUUGCUUUGCAGCGAGUGCGACCAAAAGACCCGUACUUGCACGUACAGGCCCCAAACUCCAGGGUCUUACGUCGGUCGUUACGUCGAGGAACGUCUCGAUCCUGGCGAAGAGUUUGCCUUCCUUCGCGCGGACUACAAGACCCCGGUCCGUACCAGCCCUUCGCCCAGAUCCUCGCGCGAUCCUCAAGAGAUCUCUUCCUCGCCGAGACCGCGCGAUCACGAACGACUCUUUCAGGAUUCAUCGUCGCCUCGAUCUUUGCGCCAAGAGAAGGAGCUCUUGUCGUCCGAAUAUCUUGGUCGCGAGGAAACUGUCGAGGAAACGGAAAAGCGCCAAAAACAGGAACCGAAGGAGGAGGAGGAGGAGGAGGAGGAUAGCCCAGUUUGCGAGCUCUGUCAUGGAAACGGCCUCGUCCUCGUUCAUUGCGAACACUGCGACUUUUCAACCGAAGGAGAUCUCAUAUGUUUUCGAUGUCAAAGCGACGAAGGCUCCUCGAACGGCAACAACGGGUGUCCCCGUUGCGAGAGAAGCGCCAGGAUGGCGGCUGCCGGUGUCACUUCCUCCGACGACGAGAAUCAUCAUCCUCCCGGCAAGUACCCCGUAGACGCGGUCGUCAAGAUCAAACUCAACGAUCGAACGAUCGACGUCGAUUCGGACGAUACCAACGACAGCGAUCCUUCGAUCGAUCGUCACAGAGGUCAAAUAGAUCGUCUCGACACGAUCGUCGAGACUAAAGGCGACACUGCCAGCGAAAACGACGACGAUAACGGCGGUGCCAAGCUAAACGGAACUACGAGCCCGAAAUAUUUCAAUUACAUGAUCGUCCUCUUCUUGUAAAUAAACCCGAAUCGCUGCAACAUCCAUCAAUUUCUAUCCGUGACGUAGAAGAAGAUAAGAAUGAUCGGUGAUAAACUUUGACCGACCUGUCACUGUAUAUAAACUGCCAGGGGACACGAUAGUCAAAAUCGGUACUCUCUAGUGCGGCGUAGAAUUAAUAUAGUUAGCUCAUAAUGGUAAUUAAGGUGGCAAAAUAAAAAAGAAUCAGAGAAAGACGAUAAGCGAGAAACGCCGUGCGAAUGGAUUGAAAAGAAGAAGAUAGGAAAAAGUAAGAAAUAAAGAAAGAAGAUAGUCUCAGGGACGAUGGCCGAUCUGCCCUGAUGACUUUCGUCGUAGAGCGCCGAUAAUUAUCGAGGCGUUUCCGCGCGCAACCAUUAGAAUGGGUUUGUACAGAGAUCGCGAUUAUACUGUCUCUCACUUAUGAAGACCUUCCGUUAUUUUCUAUCCAAAGAUGAGCGACGAAAAAUCGAGGGCUCCUCGUCUCGCCGAUUGCGAACUGCUUUAUAAAGAAGGAAGAUUACACGAUACGAUCGAUACGAAGAACUUAUACGAAACCGCGAAGUACAUGCUGCCAAUAAUAAAUCAAAAAUCGAAUAGCGCGCGAGGACUUACGAUGUAAGAUUUUUCAUACCUUCGAUCGACUUCUUUCUUAGCUUACGUAAAAGCAAUAGACGCGAGCCCGCACACACGAACACAUGCGCACAAACACGCACUCUCACACAUACACGCACGCGCGCGCACACACACACACACACACACACACACACACACACACAUCCACGCAUGCACGCGUGCACUCGCGUCUCUUAUUUAUUACGUAUAUACGCUUUUAUCGAGUAGAUCCUACGGUAUAAACUUCUCGCGUCUUUCUCGCGGAUUACUCGCGUAUCGUCGAAACAACUAGAAUAAUUUAACGUUAUUAUCUAACGCGAUCGCAGAGCGUGAGAUAUGAUAAAAAUGUCAAUUCCUAAAACGCAAAUCGAUACGAUCGAGGCAACGCGUAAACUGCCAUCAUUUUCACACGUUUUAGCUAAGAUUUUUGCACAAACCCAUGCUAACUCAUGUUCGGGACCAACUUAAAUCCAUCAUCCAAGCGACAAAGCCACUUCCGAGUCUCCACCUUUCGUUCAUAGUCGUUAGUCGCUAAAUUACGCCGGUUUCUCGACAUUUGCGACAUCCAAACGAUUCAAUGUUAACCAACUUUACGAAGAUAGAGGCAGUACUCGAUAUAUCGUUUGAAUCUAUCGUUAAAUAAUAGAAAGAAAAAGAGAGGAAGAAGAGGAGGCAGAGAAGAAGGAGGAGGGGGAGGAGGAGGAGGAGGAGGAGGAAGAAAAAGAAGAUAUAUAUUCGCAGAACCAGGCUACCUCUAUUUUCGUACGCGCGGAAUACUACGAAAGGACGCGAUCAUAAGCCAAAAUAAAAACGACGAACGUUACGAUCAGAUUCGAUUUCGUAAAACCGUUCGCUUCGAAUACUCGCGGUGUCGCACUUCGCCUACGAUAGACACCGUGAGAAAAUUUCAAUGAUUCGAUGAACUCGAGUUCAUUGUCCCGACGCGAACCACAUUUCAAAAAAAAGAAAAAGAAGCGUAGAAAUUGUGCGCGCACUUCUUCGCCUAUUUCAUGGGGGCUUUCGUCACGUUGUAAAGAUGGCGCGCCAAUGAAAAAAGAAACGAAAGGAGAUCUAUACAUAAGAAGAAGAAGGAGAAGAAAAAAUGUCGGAGUAGGAGGAGGUGGAAGAAGUGUUUUCCAAAGGAACCAAAAGUUGAAAGAGACGAUUCUCGAAAAAGAAAAGUAGAA
This is a messenger RNA of Vespa crabro (European hornet), 2843 nucleotides long. RefSeq lists its product as uncharacterized. Bases 1 to 1044 code for a protein of 347 amino acids. The record is from RefSeq and is a predicted model, not a curated record. The transcript is spliced from 2 exons. Lineage: Eukaryota; Metazoa; Arthropoda; Insecta; Hymenoptera; Vespidae.